Messenger RNA from Patiria miniata (bat star), 2988 nucleotides. RefSeq lists its product as uncharacterized. Gene Ontology annotation, biological process: DNA integration. Lineage: Eukaryota; Metazoa; Echinodermata; Asteroidea; Valvatida; Asterinidae. The record is from RefSeq and is a predicted model, not a curated record. Bases 1 to 2988 code for a protein of 995 amino acids. Gene Ontology annotation, molecular function: nucleic acid binding. The transcript has a single exon.
AUGACCAAUAAGAAGCCCUACGAGCAAAGAGCUCAUCAUCUUCUUGAUGUGACUGAUGACGAACCACCUCAAGAUAUCACAGAUGACUUUACAAUGUUAAAACAUUUGGAGCCAGAAGCAAACACUGUCAACAAGCUGUCAGUUAAGCCAUACCAGAUGGAGCUAGAGAUCAACAACAGCAGCAUAACUAUGGAACUGGACACAGGAAGUCCGUGGACCAUUGUUUCGUAUGAGACGUAUAAGAAAGUUGGAAAGCUAGGUACCAUCCGCCCAAGUAAAGUCAGCCUCAAGACGUAUACAGGAGCUAAAGUCAAAAUACUUGGAGAAGCAGAAGUCACUGUCAGAUAUGCUUCUUCUAAUCCUAAAGUCCUACCAUUGCUAGUGGUGGAAGAAGGAGUAAGUUUGAUUGGGAGAGAGUGGAUACAGCAAAUUCCACUGCCAUUAACCGAGGUAUUGUCACGCCACGCUGUAAAAGAAAGCACUGAGGGUGCAGCAACUACUAACAAACUGGUGACAGCCAACUUGAAGGAAAUGCUAAAAUCCCAUGAGCAAGUAUUUGAUGACAGCAGCCUGGGACAUCUGCAAGGUUUCAAAGCCAAACUGUACCCUGUGGAUGAUGCCCCUAAAUUCUACAAGGCCGCUCCAGUUGCCUAUGCUGCUAGACAGAAAAUCGACAAGAGUCUCGAUGAAAUGUUGGAGCAAGGAGAGAUUGAAGCCGUGAAGUUUGCAGAUUAUGCAUGCCCAAUUGUGGUUGCCCCAAAGCCUAACGGACAGAUUUGCAUCUGUGGGAACUACAAGCUGACUGCAAAUAAGGUGCUACGCUUGGAACAGUACCCACUUUCGACAUUGGAGGAUAUGAUGCAAGACCUCCAAGGUGGCAAGAAAUUCUCAAAAAAUGACCUGUCACACGCCUAUCAUCAAAUCGAGCUUGAUGAAGAUGCCCGCAAAUACACGACUAUCAAUACGCAUCGUGGACUGUACCAGUACACCAGAGUUCCUUUUGGACUGGCCUCAGCCCCAGCAUUGUUCCAGAGGACAAUAGAGUCCCUGAUAGCCGACAUACCCAUGUGCCGCCCAUACUUAGAUGAUAUUAUCAUCACAGGUAGAAAUGAUGCCGAUAAUCUGGCAAAUCUUGAAGCUGUACUCCAGCGAUUGGAAAAACAUGGGAUGAAAAUCAAGAAGGAGAAGUGUGAAUUCCUACGAGAAUCGGUGACGUAUCUAGGCCAUUCCAUUGAUGCUGAAGGAAUGAGACCGUUGGAGGACAAGGUACAAGCCAUUCGCUUAGCACCCGUGCCCAAGAACCAGGAGGAGCUGAAAGCGUACUUGGGUCUCCUGGGUUAUUAUCGCAAGUUUCUGCCAAACUUGUCGACACAGAUUGCACCACUGACCAUGCUACUGAAAGACGAGUACAAAAGUGGAACGAAGUGUAAAGCAAGCCAGAAGACUUCGACCAGCCCAAACUUCAAAUGGGGUCCAGCACAGCAACAAGCUUUCGAUACUUCCAAACAGUUGUUGGAAAGUGAUGCGCUGCUAGUUCACUUUGACCCCCGCAAGCCAGUGUUGCUUCAGACGGACGCUAGCCCUUAUGGGUUAGGCGCCGUUAUCAGCCACGAAAUGCCUGACGGAACAGAAAAGCCUAUAGCUUUUGCCUCCAGAACAUUGACGCCUUGUGAACGAAACUAUGCCCAAUAUGAGAAGGAAGGUCUUUCGAUUGUCUUUGGACUGAAAAGUUUCCAUAAGUACUUGCAUGGCAACCGUUUUCGCAUCGUUACAGACCAUAAGCCAUUGGUAUCGCUUUUUGGAGACAAGCCAGCCAGCCCUAUGUCUUCAGCCAGAGUAGCAAGAUGGCACAUGUUACUCUCAGCAUAUGAGUACACGAUCAUCCACAAAGCAGGCCGGCUUCAUACAAACGCAGAUGCGUUAUCACGACUGCCUGUAGAGAGCACCGUGGAAGAGAAAAUCCACUGGAUGCAUGACAUAUUGGAGGAUGAAUCAGCUGUGAAGUCACGCAUCAACUUGCUUGAUGACGUAGAUGGCCGACCAGUAGAUGCACAGGAAGUAAAGGUCUUAACAGACAAAGACCCGCUUCUUUCCAAAGUACGUAGCUACAUCCUGCGAGGAUGGCCAGAAGGACACAUCAAGGGAGAGAUGUCAUCUUACACCACCAAACAGUUGGAGCUCAGCUUAGAAGAUGGUGUUGUGCUGUGGGAUUCAAGGGUGGUGAUCCCACAAGAUUUCCAGCUACGUAAGCGCCUGAUGCAAGAAUUGCAUGCUACUCACCCAGGGAUCGUGAAAAUGAAGAUGCUGUCACGAUCUAACUUCUGGUGGCCAGGAGUUGACAAGGAGUUGGAAACACUCGUCAAAGGAUGCAAAGUCUGCCAGGAAAGCCAGAAGAUGCCCCAGCAGAGCCCGAUACACCCAUGGGAAUUUCCAGAGCGUCCAUGGCAACGCUUGCACAUAGAUUAUGCCUUAGAUGAAGGUCGAGAAGUGCUUAUUGUGGUCGACGCACACAGUAAGUGGAUUGAGGCAGUGCCAGUCAACUCUGCUUCAUCAGCGUCUACCAUCAAGGUGGUGCGGAGAAUGUUUGCAUCGCAUGGAAUCCCAGAUGUCAUUGCAAGCGACAAUGGCACACCAUUCGUGUCAGAGGAGUUCUUUACCUUUCUCACCAACAACGGAGUUGAACACAUACAAACUGUUCCAAAGCACCCAUCCAGCAAUGGUCUGGGCGAAAGAGCUGUUCAGACAGUUAAGAAUGGCAUGAAAAAGAUGAAAGGAUGUAACCUUGAGAUGAGACUGCAGAAGUUUCUACUUCAGUAUCGAGUUACUCCACAAGCAAGUACAGGAAAAAGUCCAAGUGAGCUCCUGUACAGACGUCAAAUACUUACCAAACUAGACAAGCUUCGCCCAGAUCUUGCCAAGAAGCUGAAACGACAGCAGAAUCAGAUGAAAGACCAGGCGGACAGAGGAUCUAAACCUAGAUGUUUUUAA